AUGCUGCAAUCCAGGGCUUUGGUGCUAGCUCUCAUUUUACUCCUUAGCACCACUUUCCCAGAAGUGCACUCAAAGUCCAUCUUUGAGAGAGAUAACCGCCGUGACUGGUUGGUCAUCCCCGAUGCAGUUGCCGCUUAUGUCUAUGAAACUGUGAACAAGAUGUUCCCUAAAGUCGGUCAGUUCUUGGCGGAUGCUGCCCAGAUUCCAGUAAUUGUUGGUACCAGGAACUUCCUCAUUAGAGAGACAUCUAAACUCAGUAUACUGGCUGAACAGAUGAUGGAAAAAGUAAAGACCCUGUGGAAUACAAAAGUCUUAGGCUACUACUAGUCAGAGGAAGACAAAUCAGUGUUUCCUGAUGUGAGUUGGUAGCAUCCUGCAGUGUCCUCUUUCCCCCUGCCCCUACUACGGACCAAGAUCAGUCAAUAACACAGAAUCAAAGCUCCUGUUAAUGCCACUAGAAGGAACCCAGCUUCAGAGACCAAAGCAUGGAAGACAUCUGCUUAAGUCUCCCCAAAAUGAAACACUGCUGGGUAUGAGGAAGGCAAUGAGAUUGCAGAGCUCUUCUGUAGCCAAAUCCUGAAAAUUAAUUCCUCCUGAAUGGCUUGGUCAUU
This is a messenger RNA of Dromaius novaehollandiae (emu), 611 nucleotides long. Its product is annotated as apovitellenin-1. Gene Ontology annotation, biological process: lipid metabolic process. The record is from RefSeq and is a predicted model, not a curated record. Bases 1 to 327 code for a protein of 108 amino acids. The transcript is spliced from 3 exons. Gene Ontology annotation, molecular function: enzyme inhibitor activity. Gene Ontology annotation, cellular component: chylomicron. Lineage: Eukaryota; Metazoa; Chordata; Aves; Casuariiformes; Dromaiidae.